AUGGCUAUAUCUAAUAUGGAACUUCACGUCCUUUCCUCUUCCCGCGAAGGUAUUCCACGCUACGAUUUCGAUUAUGCGAGUGGGAUGCCGCCUCCGCCUGAUAUGGUCAAGGGGAGUGCAUUGCCUAUUCAGCGCCCUGCGUCGCGCGAGCCCAGGGAGACUUUGUGGCCCCAUACGGAUAAGAAACGCCGGGCUUCUGACUCGAGUGAAGCUGAGCUCUCUGGUGCCGAGACGGCGCACGACGAGGACGCCGCGCCUGCGUGUGCUGCGCCGCGUGAGUCCAAGUCUUCGGCGGCGGUGGAUGCGUCACCUGUUGUGGGCUCCUGCCCAGGCCAUGGCUUGUGCAAUGGCAUGGGCGGCUCGCAUGAGUGCAGUGGCUGUCCUACGUACAACAAUGUGAUCGGUGAGCCCAGCCCCAAGCCGACGGAAGCAGCCACCUCGUCCACGUCCUCCUCGCAUGCGUCGCCCACGGCGUCUGUGCCACUGCCACCGCCGUCUGUGCCUACGAAGACGGAGGAGGUAGCCAGCACGGAGCCUGCCGCGCAAGGCAAGAAGGAGCCGGCGAAGGCGGGCGAUGAGAAAGCUGGGCACACCAUUGAAGCGCUUCGCUGUACGAACUGCCAGACGACGACGACGCCGCUGUGGCGUCGUGAUGAAGACGGCAACAAUAUCUGCAAUGCCUGUGGUCUGUACCAGAAGCUGCAUGGUACCCAUCGACCGAUCGGCAUGCGCAAGACCGUCAUCAAGCGACGUAAGCGUCUGAUGGGCACGUCGAACCAGGCUUCGUCUGGGACGCAGACGUCGACGUCAUCCAAGGGCCCGUCGUCGGCUGCGCCUGCGGCGGCCGGCACCGGCGCCAAGGCGUCGUCGGCGGCGGCGCGCUCCACGACGCGCUUCAAAGCGCGGGACGACGACACGCAUGCAGGGCGCGCCGAGCGCGACCGGGAAGCGGCGAUGGUGCUUAUGGAGGUCGGCAGUGCCUCGCGAUGGGGCAGUCGUCCCGCGAGUGCCUCGCCGCAAGUGGAGGCGGCCGACGAGGCGAACGAGGUGCCGCCGAUGCGCAGUGCGCAUGACAUGGCCAGUGCGGAGGCGCGUAUGAUGCCGCGCCCGAUGCCGAUGAUGCCGUAUGCGCGUGUGCCGUACACGUCGUCGACUGCAGCGCCCUGCACGGCGGCGCGGAUGCACGAGCUGGAGCGUCUGCGCGAUGAGCUGUACUUGGAGCGCAAUCGCCUGGACGAUCUGCUGGAGCGGACGGAGCGUGCGCUGACCGAGUACCGGCACGCACGCUACGACCGAAGUGCCGGAUCGUCCAGUCCGUAUGUGAUGGGCAUGUCUGCGCCGCCGCCGCCUGUGCCGUCGUCGUUUGCGCUUCCGCCGCGUCUGCACUCCCCCUCGACCGAGAUGCCGCCGCGCGUCUCGCCCUCGGCGUGGCGCGCUCGGGGCCCGGACCGUCUUCACUAG
Malassezia pachydermatis is the source of this 1461-nucleotide messenger RNA. RefSeq names its product siderophore biosynthesis regulatory protein urbs1. Gene Ontology annotation, molecular function: RNA polymerase II cis-regulatory region sequence-specific DNA binding; zinc ion binding; DNA-binding transcription factor activity, RNA polymerase II-specific. Gene Ontology annotation, biological process: negative regulation of transcription by RNA polymerase II; positive regulation of transcription by RNA polymerase II. The record is from RefSeq and is a predicted model, not a curated record. The coding region runs from base 1 to 1461 and encodes 486 amino acids. NCBI's taxonomy places the organism in Eukaryota, Fungi, Basidiomycota, Malasseziomycetes, Malasseziales, Malasseziaceae. The transcript has a single exon.